AUGAGUUUUGGACAUUUACAGCCUCUUUUUCCUGGUGAAAGUGGUGUAGAUCAGCUGGUAGAGAUUAUCAAGGAUGAUGUCGCUGGAUGCCUUGAGUACAAUGUUGACCUUGUUGAAGAGUUGGAUAGAAAGCAAAAUGCAUCUGUUGCUCUUCCAAUGGAUACAUUUAAGUGUCAUCUUAUCAGGGAGCCUAUUGGUGUUGUUGGAUUGAUUACUCCAUGGAAUUACCCUUUGCUGAUGGCCACAUGGAAAGUUGCUCCUGCCCUGGCAGCUGGAUGUGCUGCCAUACUCAAACCAUCAGAAUUAGCAUCUCUUACUUGUCUGGAAUUAGGUGAAAUAUGCAGAGAGCUCACCCCAAUGUUGACAAGAUUGCAUUCACUGGAAGCAGUGCCACAUAAGGUCAUGAUUGCUGCUGCUCAAAAUGUUAAGUCUGUUACACUUGAACUAGGUGGGAAAAGUCCAAUAGUGGUGUUUGAUGAUGUGGACAUUGAUAAAGUUGUUGAGUGGAUGCUGUUUGGUUGUUUUUGGACAAAUGGUCAGAUAUGCAGUGCAACAUCUCGGCUUCUAGUACAUGAAAGUAUUAGUGAGGAGUUUUUAGAGAAGCUUGUUAAGUGGGCUAAAACCAUAAAGAUUUGUGACCCUUUGGAGGAAGGUUGUAGGCUUGGGCCUAAAGUUAGUGCUGGACAGUAUGAAAAGGUAUUGAAGUUUGUAUCAACAGCCAAAAGUGAAGGUGCAACCAUUUUAUGUGUUGGAGAAUGUCCUCAGCCAUCGUUAGUAAUGUUACUCAGUGAAUUAGCAAACGAUACUCAUUAUGGACUGGGUGCUGCUGUAAUAUCCAAAGAUUUGGAAAGAUGUGAGCGUGUAUCAAAGGGUUUUGAGGCAGGUAUUGUAUGGAUCAACUGCUCGCAGCCAUGCUUCUCUCAAGCUCCAUGGGGUGGGAAAAAGCAUAGUGGUUUUGGUCGAGUCAAGAAAGGAAGAAUAUAUGGAUUCGGAUCUGUGUCUGAUCCAACGAGCUUUUUAGAAGGAACAUCUAGUAUAAUAACAUCCCAAGAGGUUGUCUAUGAACAAGAUGUAUGCAGCCUUGCAAAAUAUGAUGGGAAAUUGAAAAUUAGAGGAAUGAGAACCGAAGAUGAUUGGAUGGACAUGAAAUGAAGAGAGCAGCUAAAAUGUUAUUUUGAAGGUUAAACUUUUUUCUGUUUGUACCUCUUUUGCAUACUUUGGAUUUCUUGGUGUUAAAAUGUUCU
Lactuca virosa is the source of this 1244-nucleotide messenger RNA. NCBI's taxonomy places the organism in Eukaryota, Viridiplantae, Streptophyta, Magnoliopsida, Asterales, Asteraceae. The record is from the annotation of a GenBank genome assembly.